CUCCAAUAGAGCCUAAGAAUUAAGGAGCAUUUAAUCAAACAUGGAGAAGGCAUCAACCGCAUCAACCUCAUCAUCGCGUUCUUUAGAGAUUACCAUUAUCUCUGCGGAGGAUUUACGUCUCAACGGACGAGCGGUGAAGAAGAAUGCAUUCGUGACCGUAAGAACUGACUCACACAACCAAGAAGUAGUGACAAGGAUGGACAGCGAAGGAGGGAGCUACCCAUCAUGGAAUCAAAAGCUAGAGCCACUGCCUUUGCCUAACUCGGCUUACUUCAUUACUGUAGAGGUUCAAUGCAAGACCUCUACAGGGGUGAGGACUGUGGGAACGGCUAGGAUUUCGGUAUCGGAGUUUAUAGGGGAUUAUAUGCCGCCUCAAUUCUUGCAUUUUCUCAGUUACCGGUUGAGGGAUCGGAAAGGUAAACGUAACGGUAUUAUUAACUUCUCUAUGAAGACGGUCGGACCGGGACGAGAAUGUUUUGGUCUGGUGCCAUCGUUAGGUGUAUUGGCUUCAGGAGCAGCUCAUGAGAAUCACAAGAAUCUUGCUAGUGGAAGCGGAAGUGGAACAGCCAUUGGUGUUCCAGUGCCCUACGCUCAUGGGUAUGGGCUUGGAUAUGGGAUGUGAUAUUGUUAAAGUCACGUAUCAGUUGGACUACCGGGAAAAAACAAAAACCCAAACAUAAGUGGCAAGUGAUAUCCAUGUAUGGUCGACCAUUCUUUUUCAAGUGAAUUGAUAUUUGUUAUUCUUUCAUUACCUUG
Molecule: messenger RNA, 756 nt
Organism: Macadamia integrifolia
Lineage: Eukaryota; Viridiplantae; Streptophyta; Magnoliopsida; Proteales; Proteaceae
Product: BON1-associated protein 2-like
Exons: 1
Coding region: 41-622 (193 amino acids)
Biological process (GO): defense response
Source: RefSeq, a predicted model, not a curated record